Pelobates fuscus (common spadefoot toad) is the source of this 812-nucleotide messenger RNA. It is a transcript of the gene SFR1, whose product is annotated as SWI5 dependent homologous recombination repair protein 1. The record is from RefSeq and is a predicted model, not a curated record. Lineage: Eukaryota; Metazoa; Chordata; Amphibia; Anura; Pelobatidae. Gene Ontology annotation, biological process: double-strand break repair via homologous recombination; positive regulation of DNA-templated transcription. Bases 97 to 768 code for a protein of 223 amino acids. The transcript has 4 exons. Gene Ontology annotation, cellular component: Swi5-Sfr1 complex.
CGGUAAAGGGGUGGAAGCAGUGUGUGGCCGCACCGUGGGCACCGGCAGGCAGAGCCGUCCAUUCCUGGCAUUUAGCGGUGAGAAACUCAAGCUUAUAUGUGUAACAUGGAAGCACACUACACACAUCAUGCAUCUCUGUGUACAACUAAGCAAUAUCCAGGGUCACCGGAUCCUCAGAACAACGUAGUAGGAAACCAGCCUAUGAGUGCAACACUGCGUGAACGUCUCAGAAAAUCUCGAAGGUCUUUUAGUUCAGCAUGUCCUGUUGUAAAACGUCUUAAAAUAGACAGUGAAGACAUUGAGGGGUCUCUGACUAACAACUCUAAUGUAUGUGAAGAUUCUCUGGAAAAUGUAAAGAACACAGUUCUGUCUGGAGCUGUACAUAGCAAUAUACAAACUGGAGAUGUGCUUAGUCCACCAGACCGAAUGUCACUGGAAUCACUGCCGCAAACUACUAAAGACAGAUCUACUGGUUACUUGGAGAUGGUUGAGGAAAAAAGGAGAUUAUUAAAGCGAGUGGAGGACAAGGAAGAAUUCUUGAGAAGACUGAAAAUGGUUAAGCUUUAUAGAGCUAAGAACAAUUUAACAGAGCUACACUCUUUGAUAGAAAAAUGGAGGACAAGUAGCCAGCAAGUACUCUAUGAACUCCAAACAACUUUAUCAUCCGAAAAUUCCAAAAUCAGCCUCACACAGCUAAUAGAGAACUGUAAUUUGGAUGACAAAUUACUGCAAUAUAAUAGAGCAGAAGAGGAUUUUGAAAAUCUCUGAAACGUUGUAUGUGAACACUGAAAGAGAAAUGUCUUUAAGUUUAA